AUGUCUGUGGCGAAUGUUGGCCAGUCCAAGAGUUCGGAAUCAGACGAUGACUCACCUGGUCCUAUAGCGACUGCUGCGUCGAAAACUGUAGAAUCUUUGAAAGGAGGGUUAGCUCCUCUAAUGACUUUAUUUUCACCUAUCAAGCAAUGUGAGUUUUUGACUCCGACGGAUUUUAAGAAAAUUGCGAUGAUUGGACGCGGGAGUACCGGAAGAGUCUUUCUCGUGCAACGGAAAAACACGAAGGAGUAUUACUCGAUGAAGGUUAUGGACAAGAGGAUAAUUGAGCUCAACAAGAAGCAGAAUCGCGUCGACUCUGAGCGUGAAAUCCUCGAGCGUCUGAAACAUCCAUUUUUGGUGAACUUAUAUGCCGAGUUUGAGUCUCCGAAGUAUCACCUGUUUGUCAUGACUUACUGCGCUGGUGGGGAUUUCUGGAGAUUAUUGAAUCGACAGCCUGGAAAGUGCUUUAAAGAGAACGUUGCCCGAUUCUAUUUAGCUGAAGUUGUUUGUGCUUUAGAAUAUCUUCACAUGGAAGAUAUCGUGUACCGCGACUUAAAGCCGGAGAAUUUAUUGUUACACGAGAGUGGUAAUAUCAUGUUAGGCGACUUCGACUUAAGUAAAGUGAGUGAGAAAGAAGAGGCUGCUGUCUUCAAGAAUGGCUUAUUUGGCUCGUCCGAAGUCGUCGUCGAGCCACAGAAUUUCAGAAGUAAUUCAUUUGUCGGGACAGAUGAAUAUUUAGCGCCAGAGAUCUUGUCGAAGACUGGCCAUUCCGCUUCAGUCGACUGGUGGACGUUAGGUGUCUUGAUGUAUGAAUUUUUAUAUGGGUGUAACCCUUUUGUCGCAAGUAGCAAACAAGAGACGUUCCAACGCAUUCAAAAGGGCGAAUUUUCAUUUCCAAGACAACACCGAUACCCCGUCUCAAAAGAUGCAAAAGAUCUUAUCAGAGAAUUACUCGACAUCGAUUCAGAUGACCGUUUGGGAAGUAAAGGUGGCGCGCCAGAAAUCAAACAGCACGACUUCUUCGCAAGCAUUAAGUUUGCGCUGAUAAGAAACAUGACGCCACCUAUAGUCCCUAAGCUCAUGGGACCUAGAGACGUUUCUAACUUCUUCCAGUAUAAGCCGUAUGACGACGAUGUACCAGAUGACUGGGCAUACGUCGAAGAAGAAGUGUCAGCUGAAGACAGCGAAGGGUAA
Messenger RNA from Entamoeba invadens IP1, 1191 nucleotides. Its product is annotated as serine/threonine protein kinase nrc-2, putative. Bases 1 to 1191 code for a protein of 396 amino acids. Gene Ontology annotation, molecular function: protein serine/threonine kinase activity; ATP binding. Gene Ontology annotation, biological process: protein phosphorylation. The record is from RefSeq and is a predicted model, not a curated record. The transcript has a single exon. Gene Ontology annotation, cellular component: plasma membrane; cytoplasm; nucleus. NCBI's taxonomy places the organism in Eukaryota, Evosea, Mastigamoebida, Endamoebidae.